GAAGAAGAAAAUCUAUAAAGGCUUGGGCAUUUCUUUCUGUGUGGUGAUUACCUUGACUAUCUUCCAAACGGGGACACUGCCCAAUCUGCCUUUCACUCAGAAGGAUAUAGAUUCUGAAGUUCCUAUAAAUGCUGUAAAACGUGACACUUACCCCGCACCUCAUGGUUUUUGGGCACUCAGGAAUGGAAAAAUUAGCUCCUCUCCUACUGAAGAUGUACAUCCUAGUAAAUGGGAUAUUAAAGCCAUCAACUGCAGUGCCAACGGGAACCUUACUAAUCUCGACUGGUUCAAAACACUGGAGCCUAACUUCCAACAGUUUCUCCUCUACCGACACUGCCGCUACUUCCCUAUGAUUAUUAACAACCCACAAAAGUGCAGUGGAGAUGUUGAUCUCCUAAUUGUGGUAAAAUCAAUAAUCACUCAGCAUGACCGCAGGGACGUUAUACGUAAAACCUGGGGGAAGGAAAAAGAAGUGAAUGGAAAGAAAAUAAGAACAUUGUUUCUUUUAGGAACAGCUAUGAAAGAAGAGGAAAGAGCCAAUUACCAAAAACUUCUGGAGUUUGAAAACCAGAUAUAUGGUGACAUUCUUCAGUGGGAUUUUCUGGAUUCCUUUUUUAAUUUAACUCUUAAGGAAGUACAUUUUCUCAAAUGGAUGACUAUUUAUUGCCAUCACGUGGCUUACAUCUUCAAAGGGGAUGAUGACGUGUUUGUGAGUCCCAAGAAUAUCUUGGACUUUUUGGGUGAUGACAAGAAACCUGAUCUGUUUGUAGGAGAUGUCUUAUACAAAGCUCGCCCCAUUCGCAAGAAAGAAAAUAAAUACUAUAUUCCAACAUCCCUGUACAACAAAAGCCUCUAUCCACCUUAUGCAGGUGGUGGAGGCUUUGUUAUGGCAGGCUCUUUGGUCAGAAAAUUGUUCAAAGCGUCUGAAACUUUGGAUCUGUAUCCUAUUGAUGAUGUGUUUCUCGGUAUGUGUUUGGAGGUUGUCAGGGUCAACCCUAUAAUGCAUGAAGGCUUUAAAACUUUUGGCAUUGUAAGAAACAAACACAGCAAGAUGAACAAGGAACCCUGCUUUUUUCGAAGCAUGCUUGUUGUUCACAAGCUAUUACCUGAUGAACUGCUUCAUAUGUGGGAACUAGUACAUAGUAACUUAACUUGUUCUCGAAAAGUUAACAUUCUUUAGUGUCUGUGGCAAAGGACCUGUGGAGGAAUUAGAAAAUUUAUGUAAAAACUUGAUUUCUUAUAUUUUAUUAAGACUGUUUCCCUGGCAGGUUUAGGGAUUCGGCUUCCUGAAAUUAUUUUUUUAAGUUCUGUCUAUGAAAAAUGGGGAUUUGCGACUUUUGUUUAGGGAUUCCAUGGAACUGUGCUCUGGGUACGAUAUAGGCAAUCAUUGUAAACAUGAAUGAAAGCUUGAUUUCAUCUCUGGGUCUAUCAGCUGUGCUGUACAUGAUGUGAAGGAGGCUCUCGUGUUUUUCUUUGGAUUUUUUUUUUUCCAACCACGGAGUCUUAUAUGGUACAUGCAGUGAUGCUUACCCCAAACUACACUUCAUGAAAGCUCUCAUUUCACAUAGUAACUUAACACUGGGUGUGCCUGCGAUAUGGUGUCAAGCCAUGUUUCUUUCCUGAUCACAGGGAUCUACAACGGUGCUGUCCAUACACCUGGCUCACAGACUGCGCAAACAAAGAAAAAUAAAUUAACUGUUUAAACUG
Molecule: messenger RNA, 1707 nt
Organism: Nanorana parkeri
Lineage: Eukaryota; Metazoa; Chordata; Amphibia; Anura; Dicroglossidae
Gene: B3GNT7
Product: UDP-GlcNAc:betaGal beta-1,3-N-acetylglucosaminyltransferase 7
Exons: 1
Cellular component (GO): membrane
Molecular function (GO): hexosyltransferase activity
Source: RefSeq, a predicted model, not a curated record